AUCCUUAAAACUAUUACUUUUGUUUACAUUUCGGGAAUUUGCAAUGAUCCAUCAAAAUGGAAUUUUCAACAAGAUUUCCGUAGGAAUUCCACACUCAAUUUGUUAGUGGGUAGAAGUUCCUCGUCAGCGCCGUCAAAGAAGAAGAAUUUGUGUGUUAUUUUUGCCGCGUGAUUGUCCGACAAAUCGUAGUGGAAUUAGUGUGAGGACAGCCAGGAGAACAUGAAUAUUCCAAAUGAGUACAUCUCCAAGACAGAAGACGUGGCGGAUCAGGUGAUCCGACGCGGCAAACACGUUCUGCCCACCGUGGCCCGGCUAUGCCUGAUUGCAACAUUCCUCGAGGAUGGAAUACGGAUGUGGGUACAGUGGUCAGAGCAGCGGGAGUACAUGAACAUGAGCUGGGGCUGUGGCUACUUCCUCGCCACGGUGUUUGUCCUUGUUAAUCUUGUGGGUCAAAUUGGUGGCUGUGUGAUGGUCCUGGCACGAUACCGAGUGACGAUUGCCUGUGGAGUCCUCUUCUUCAUCGUCGUCCUUCAGACAAUAGCUUACUCAAUACUGUGGGAUCUGCAAUUCUUGCUGCGAAAUUUGGCUCUUAUUGGGGCCUUGCUGCUUGUUGUGGCGGAAUCCCGUGUUGAGGGACGUAGCCUCUUUGCUGGGGUACCGUCAUUGGGUGAGAAUAAGCCCAAAAAUUGGAUGCAGCUCGCAGGACGAGUUUUGCUGGCUUUUAUGUUUAUCACAUUGAUUCGCUUUGAGGUGAGCUUCCUGCAGAUUCUUCAGGACAUCGUGGGAUCCAUUCUCAUGGUACUUGUUACAAUUGGGUACAAGACAAAGUUGUCAGCCCUCAUUCUUGUGGCACUGCUUACGUUCCUCAAUCUCUAUCACAAUGCCUGGUGGACGGUGCCGUCCUACAAGCCACUCAGGGACUUCCUCAAAUAUGACUUUUUCCAGACCCUCUCCGUUAUUGGAGGUCUCCUCAUGAUCGUGUCGCUUGGCCCAGGCGGCGUUUCAAUGGACGAACACAAGAAGAAAUGGUAGACUCCACCACUUUAAAAAAAGAAGCAUCAUCAGUGCAGGUUUAUGUCCAGAAGGGAAAUUUUUGUUUAAAAAAGAAAUCAUAGAGAAGAUGCCACAGUUACUUCCUCCCACACACACACACGUGCAAACAUUUUAACUAGGAUAAAUUAUAAUGUCCAUCGUCCUUCCUCUUCAAGAGAAACUCUUCGCAGUGAUUUUUUUUUGGAGUUGUGUUCAUUUUUUUCUCUGUUUUUUGUAAAUAUUUCUAACGUACGGACAAAAAGUCUUUCCUGACUAGGUUUUUUUUUGCAUUUGUUAAUUUGAGAAAUUAUUGAGAGAGAGAGACGAAGAGUGGAGAGACCGUGAUAGAUGAUAAGUUUUUGAUGACAAAAAAAUGAGAACGACUCCAUUUAAAAUAAUUUUUGUACUUCCCCAUAAGGUCCUAAGGUUAAAAAAAAAUCCUGGGCAGUUUAUUUUUCAUUUGAUGAUUUAGGGCUUAUUAGUUAUUUUUUUUUUAAAGAAAGAAAAGAGGGAGACGUCCUGUUUCAGAAACAUCUAAAGAAAAAUGCAAUUUGUAAUUUGAGAGACAAGAUAAAAAUAACAAUUUAUAUAUAAAGGA
Molecule: messenger RNA, 1630 nt
Organism: Lutzomyia longipalpis
Lineage: Eukaryota; Metazoa; Arthropoda; Insecta; Diptera; Psychodidae
Gene: Surf4
Product: surfeit locus protein 4 homolog
Exons: 4
Coding region: 220-1032 (270 amino acids)
Biological process (GO): Golgi organization
Cellular component (GO): endoplasmic reticulum-Golgi intermediate compartment; endoplasmic reticulum; membrane
Source: RefSeq, a predicted model, not a curated record